Molecule: messenger RNA, 5628 nt
Organism: Megachile rotundata (alfalfa leafcutting bee)
Lineage: Eukaryota; Metazoa; Arthropoda; Insecta; Hymenoptera; Megachilidae
Gene: rdgA
Product: retinal degeneration A
Biological process (GO): phospholipase C-activating G protein-coupled receptor signaling pathway
Cellular component (GO): plasma membrane
Molecular function (GO): protein binding; ATP-dependent diacylglycerol kinase activity
Source: RefSeq, a predicted model, not a curated record
CGAAUGCACUGUCCGAAUCAUUAUUCACUUCAAAUGUACUUCAUCAUACAAUACAAGGAAAUAAUGUGCAAACAAGUGUGAUUUGAAGUUACAUUUUACAAAUAAAUAAAGUAUACAAUAUUUGUAUAAACAAUAUACAAAUAUCCAGCAAACAGUAAGUAAUACCGUUAAACAUAUUCAAAGUUUUGAUUCAUCAAAUCUGAAAGAAACUCAAAAUUGAUUAUUUUUAACCGAACGAAAAAAUCACGUAAAUUCGCAUGACAGGUUUGCCACCUAUUAACAUUCAUGUCAGGUCUUUGUGACGGAAUAAUGACGCAAAGCAUGAAGAUGGAGCAAAUGAGAGAAACGGCUUUCCGUUUCUGUCUUUCUCUUUCAUACGCGCAUACUUCCGUCGACGUCUUCUGUCUUCCUCUCUCUUCUUCGUUAAUCUCCUUCUGAUUCACUCGGCAGCGAUGGCUACGAUACGAUAUCGAACAUUCCCAAACUCCCAAAAAAUAAUUUUAUUAAAGAAUAAUUCAAUUUCUAGAAAUAAAUUUAUUUAUAUUCUAAUAUUCAUAGAUUCGAAUAUCUCUAGGCUUUUAGAUUGAAUAUUCUUUUAAAUUUAAUAUUUAUACAUUCAUAUUUUCAUGUGCAUAGAUUGUUUUAUCCUCAAGUAGUUAAGUACAGUUCGCAGUAGAAUAUGUCAAUUUAAAAUCUUAAACUUAAUGUACAAUUUUCUAUUCAGUUGUGUCAUUCACUAACUAAAUAUUGUUGUAACGUGAAGACAAAUAAAGGAACUUAAAAAGUUAGGCAUGUUUUGUAUUUAACAAUCCCUAAUCAUGAAAAUUGUAAUUAAAGUUGAAUACAAAAUUUAAUUACAGCGACGAGUCUGGUUUAUUGCAUAUGAACAUAGUUUAUUGCAUAUGAGCAUCACGAAUGUGACACUAUAUUGUAAGGCAAAUUAAGUUUGAAAGAACCAAGGUGAUAAAAUAAUUAACAUGUCUCACCAGAAAAGUCUAGUUUCACUAUGAAAAUUAUUACAUUAAGUAAAGUUACGCGAUUCGCGCGUAAAGUUUGAUUCAAAGUCGGUAGAAAUUGGCGGCAUGCACAGUUGUACCACCUAGCGGACGCGAGGGUAUUACUCCCAUCGCUAGCUGCCGCAACUAUUUAUAAUGGUAGCCGUUGGCUCGGAGUCUCGUGUUUCUCGUCUCUUUUGUACUUACUCUUUCUCGAUUUCCCGGCUCGUUUCUCCUUUUCUAUCUGCCGGUUUUGAGAGUGGUCGUUCUCUUUAAGCUUCGUUAAUAGUGUCGCCAAGCAUUCGUCCGAGUCAGACCGCGCUGUCUCUCCUCUGUUACCUGAGAGGACCGAAAUAGAGCAAUCGCGACGCGGGACCGACGCGACGCGAUCAGCGCUGAACCGACGCUGACGCUCGGCAGCUGCGUGUAGUGAACGAACAAUAAACAAUAACAAGACCGACGCGUGUCAUUAAACAGUGACUAACGCGACCUGUUGCCGGUUGCCAAAACACAAGCCCGUUGAACGUCGCGCGUGUAUCGGUGAGAUCGUGAAAUGUUCGUUUACCAGUCUCCCGCCACGGGAACGGGGAUUCUUGUGUCAUGGCGGUGAUCGUCGUGCGGAGCGGCCACGUUCGCGUGCACAUGGCUACAAUGCUGGCUAUUAAGGAGAUGAAGAGAGGAAGAAUGAGGAGCUGACUAAGAAACGGCUUGACCACCAGACAACCACAAUCGAUGAGAGGGAGAGAAGAGGGUGGAACGAGUGGUGGCCACCGUGAACCCCGAUCAACCCCCGAUUGGGGUCCUGGUGCACUUAAUGGGGAACAUCUUUGGGUACCGACGUCGGCUUCUGGUGAUUUUUGUUAUGUCAAUGACUGCUCGAAACAUGGAGCCAGGAUGAAGUGUGCGGCGUGUCGCGUGGUGGCCCACACCGUGUGCGCGACGAGCCUGAACUUCGCCUGCAAAUCCAGCUUCAGAGACGUGGGAGUCCGGCAAUAUCGCGAGCAAACGAACACGCAACACCACUGGGUCCACCGUCGGUCUCAGAAAGGGAAAUGCGGGAACUGCGGCAAGUCGUUCCAAUCGAAACUGAGUUUCACCUCGAAGGAGAUCGUCGCGGUGAGCUGCAGCUGGUGCAAACGAGCCUACCACAACAAGGAGGCGUGUUUCAACGUGCAGAAAAUCGGCGAGAACUGCGAACUAGGUGCGCAUGCUUCGAUCAUCGUGCCGCCAUCUUGGAUCGUGAAGUUGCCCAGAAAGGGUAGUUUCAAGAGCAGUUUGAGGAAAUCGCCGAGGAAGAAGAAGUCUGGUAGUGGUGGCAGUAGUGGUUCGAGCAGAAAGAAGAAAGAGAAGGAUAAAGACAAGGAACAGGACAAGGACCAAGGACGAUUGUGGGUGGUCAAGCCUAUACCUACGGCAUCCGUGAAGCCGGUGCUGGUUUUCAUUAACCCGAAAUCCGGAGGAAAUCAGGGUGCCAAGCUGUUGCAGAAGUUUCAGUGGCUGCUGAAUCCUAGACAGGUGUUCGAUCUGACGCAGGGUGGACCCAAAAUGGGGUUACAACUGUUUGAAAAAGUUCCUAAUCUACGAGUCCUCGCAUGUGGCGGUGACGGUACAGUGGGAUGGGUACUAUCGAUCCUGGAUCAGAUCGGAGCGAAUCCUCCACCAGCAGUGGGUGUACUUCCUCUCGGAACCGGAAACGAUCUCGCAAGAGCGUUAGGCUGGGGUGGCGGUUACACGGACGAGCCGAUCGGGAAAAUUUUAACAAACAUCGGAGAAAGCGACACCACGUUGCUGGACAGAUGGCAGCUGGUGGUCGAAAGGAAUCCAGACGUCCAGGGCGACGAUGACAACGGCAAGGGCAAAGAGAAUCUACCUCUGAACGUCGUUAAUAAUUACUUUUCCCUUGGCGUCGAUGCUCACAUCGCUCUUGAAUUUCACGAGGCUCGAGAGGCGCAUCCAGAAAAGUUCAACUCGCGAUUGCGAAACAAGAUGUACUACGGUCAGAUGGGUGGCAAGGACCUGGUGUUGCGGAAGUGGAAGGACCUCUCGGAAUUCGUGACGCUGGAAUGCGACGGUACGGAUGUGACACCGAAAUUGAAGGAACAUCGUGUUCACGCUAUAGUUUUCUUGAAUAUCGCGUCGUACGGCGGAGGGACGCAUCCUUGGGGCGCUGCGAGUGGAACUAAAGAGCCGUCGACGGAGGACGGGAUGAUAGAAGUUGUCGGUUUGACGACCUAUCAGCUUCCGCUUCUUCAAGCGGGCGGUCAUGGUACUUGCAUCGCUCAGUGUAGCACGGCUAAGCUGGUUACUACGAAAACCAUUCCAAUGCAGGUUGACGGAGAAGCCUGUCGAUUGCUGCCAUCUAUAAUAAACAUGAAACUAUUGAACAAAGCAACGAUGCUGGCGAAACGAAGAAACACCAGCAAGCCACAGCAGGACGUCAAACUAGAAAGAUUGAAAUUGCCCGUAAUGAAAAUAAGAAUGUCGGAUUACGAAAAGUAUCAUCACGACAAGGACAUGUUGAAGAACGCCGCGUCUUCGUGGAUCUCUGAUCCGCUCGAUCUUGACGCCACCACGGAUCUGGAAUCCUUGAGGAAGAUCCUGGCGAAAGAUCAUAACAUGGACACUUGUUGCUUCCUUGAUUCGUGUACCGCAGAGCGGUUCUUCCGGAUCGACAGAGCCCAAGAACAGCUGCAUUACGUGACCGACGUUGCCGUCGAAGUUGUAUAUGUUCUCGAAGAAAAUGCAACCAGUUCGUCAAACGAACCUGAAGGAACGAAGGUCUCUGCCAGUCAAGAACCUGCGACUGCUCAAUCCUCUCCAAGCGAAGAACGGCCAAAAUCAAACGCAGCCAUGACACAAGAGCAGCCUAAAAACGAAACGAAGGCGCAACCAUCUCCGGCGAGCGAUAAUACUGAGAAGCCGGCUGAGGACGCGAAGACGCAAGCCGAGACUCAGGGCACACCGAAGUCUCAGGGAUCGAUGAAGAAAAACGUGGCACGCGACGAACCGCUGAACACGAAGAACGAGGAGAAGGCUAACGAAGGAAAAGUAUCCAGGGACGUUAUAAAGGAAAGCGGUUCCUCGAAAUCGAUCUCUGGGACGACUGUCGCUCAGUCGCAACAUCAUACACCACCCACAUUCAUUAGUCCACGAGAUAGGCUUUUUGGUCUAAGUUCCGAGGUCCACACCUUUAACACAAGAUUAUUGGAAAAAACAAGUGACGGUAUUUUGAAAGCAGCAAAAGUCGGUAACCUCCAGGCUCUAAAAGAACUCCAUGAUAAAGGAUAUUCCCUUCUGUGUAUCGACGCCACUGGACAAACUGCUCUUCAUCUUGCCUCGAGAUAUGGUCACAAGGAUAUUGUCAGAUAUCUCAUCGCUUGCGCACCAUCGAGCAUCCUGAAUAUGAUCGACAACGACAAAGGUCAAACCGCUUUACACAAAGCGGCUCAAUAUAAACGUCGUUCCGUUUGCUGCAUGCUAGUCGCCGGCGGUGCUACUUUAAGUAUCAAGGAUCGGCAAGGUAACACACCUCGCGAUCUUGCUUUGCAAGCGGAGGAUCGUGAACUCGCAGCAUAUUUAUGCAGUCAAGAGCAGUUCCAGCUGACAACGGAAGAAAUGGAGAACGCCCUUUGACCCACGGCCCUGACGGGCAGAGCCUGAGCCGACCAUAGACCUUCGCAUACAGAAGGAUCUCAACGAUCGAUCUUUGUUUCGGCGAUCUAGAGUAAGUUACACGUGAUAAAUCGAUACUCUUUCUUCGAAGGUGACACCCGGACUUUUCAAUUUUCCUCGUCGAGAUCACUGUCAACCUUGUAAAUUAAUAUCACAUUCUGCGUAGAGGUAAUUAAUACGAUAACACGUACUUCGUAUAGAAUAUAACAUAUAAUUAUUCUCGAUCGAGCCACGAGCCUGUACACGUAAUGUAUUAUAUUUUUCAAAAUGGCGACGAGGCGUUCUCUCUCUCGAGCCUCGUUCGAUCGACGAUGAAAACGGAAAAGAAGAUGCUGGAUAUUGUAGAGGGACCGUUCAAUACCGGUGAAAUAUAACAAACUUUUGCUCAUCCGUUGCGAGUUUAAGGGUGUGGAAUUGACGAGUAAGACCCGUAACCGAAUUAGUGAGAGACUAGGAUCAAUGGUGAAUAAUCGGAUAUUAAUCGUUGUAAGACUAAUCUUCACGGUAUUUGUUUGUAUGAUUUUUAUUUUAUAUUUUUCUACGUUCCAUUUCUAGAUGCCACUUCGACGAUAUUGUAUACAUACACAUAUAUACAUCCUUAUAAAUUUAUAUAUAAUUAGCGUUGUUCUUGGUAGAUUUUUACAUUUUUCUUCGCGAGGGCGAUGGUAGCGUUAGCGGUUCGGAGUUGGAGAGAAUUUGAAUUGGUUGUUAGGAUCGUUGACUCGAUCGAAUUUUGUUGUUGCGUUGUAUGAAGAGUAUAGUCAAUGCUGUUAUUGCAGUUUUGAAAUUGAGUAGUGAGAAUUUGGAUAUAUGGAGAAAUUUGGAAAUAUUAGAAUUAAAAAGCUUGACAAGUUGGGAGUUAUUGUGAUUUUAAGAAGUUUGAGGGUUUGUUAACUUAAGAAUUUUAAAAAUCAAAGAUCUGAGUGUUGAUGAUUUAGAAAUUGACAAAUAUACAAAUUUG